GAAAGAAGUGGAGGAAACAAUCGAGUGGAGGAGAGAGAAAAAAAGUGGAGGAAAAUUAACAUGGAACGGCACAGUGGAAGGGCAUUCGGCGGGGGGCUCCUCCAUCCCACCCCCGCGCCCCUCCACCCCCUCCCGCCCCUCCCGUCCCGCCCCGCCCCGCCCCUGCACUUCGAUCUUGAGGCGCUGCUUAAGAUCGACGACCUGCGCACGUGGAUUCAAGACCUGGAGUCGUCGCGGGGUCGUCGCUACCAAACCCUCUACAGUGACUACGAUGACUACGACAGCCUGGACGAGGGUGACAUCACGCAGAAGGGCUACGAGAAGAAGAAGGCGCGCCUCCUCCAGCCCUAUGUCAUCCGGGACCCCAGCCAGGCCUCCCACCAGGCGGCGCUGCAGGCCCAACACGGCAGCGCCGCCAGCGGCCGCCGCCACCGCAGCGAACAUCGCAGCGUCACGACUCACGAACGGCGCUACCUCUCAGGUGCGCAAGCCGAGGCCGCGUCACCCUCAACCCGCUCCCGACGAAGGGCCCAGCGCCGUGUGACCAGGAAUGAGUCCCGCUAUCACUCAGAGGUGCGGCAGGAGGCGGUCAAGGAGGCUCUGGCGCAGUACCAGUCGCGGCCCAAGAACCUGCCGCUGCCCUCCAAGCGCUCCUCGGUGAUGACGGCGCGCUCCCCUGACAGGCACCACCGGGACUCAGACUCAGAAGACAGCGACGAGGACAGCGUGACGGCCGAGGGCAGCCUGGGCAGCAGCGGGGGUCACAGUGGGUCGCAGGGCACGCCAGAGGUCAACCGCACACCACUGCUCCUGCCGCCGCCGCAGGUCCCCACACACGGCAGCGGGGGCGGCACGCCGGCCAGCAGCUCCGGCAGCAGUCACCACACCCCCCCUCACCCCUUGCCCCCCAAGCAGCAGCAGCCCCUGCCCCCCAUCCCGCCACACAGCCUCAGCAAUGGUGGCGAGGACGAGCGAAGGAGACGAGAGAUGACGGAGGUGUCAGACAUGAUGCGGAACAUUACCUCAUUUUCCCAGCCGCCGGAUGUCACCAACAACACCAGCAGCGGCAAUGCCAGAAUGCCUCGCGACGACCGGAUCACUCGCUACUCCGGCCCGCCCUCCACCCGACAGUCCUCCUCAGACGCCGACUCAGACGGGUGGAGAGACGCUCUCUAUCAUUUUCCAGAGAAUUGGAGAGGAACCGGCCGCUGGAAAGUGUCCAACAAGAUCCAGCAGCUCCUCAACACACUCAAGAGACCAAAAAGACGACCUCUUCCAGAGUUUUACCUGGACGACGAGGAAGACCUGGAGAUCGCCGCCAACCCCAAAGACCCCAACGCCCCCAAGCCCGAGGGAAUGGUGAUGACCCCGGCAAGAGGAGAGCAGCUGGUGAUCCCCGCUGGACUCCCGCGCUCAGUGGAGGACGCAGUGUACCGGUACGGCUCGUCCUCCGGCUACAAGGCGCCCGUUGCCACUGUCCUCGACGCCAACGGGAAGCUCUCCGUCUCCCUCACAUACGGAAAAUUGUUAAGCCGGUCGCAGAAGAUGGCGUACAACCUUCUGACGAGGCUGGGCGGGCGCGGGGAGGGCACGGUGAUGCCUGGCGACCGCGUGGCCCUCGUCUACCCCAACAACGACCCCGUGUCCUUCAUGUGCGCCUUCUACGCGUGUCUGCAGGCCGGCCUUGUCCCCGUGCCCAUAGAAGUCCCGCUGUCAAGGAGAGACGCAGGAUCCCAGCAAAUUGGCUUCCUGCUGGGGAGCUGUGGCGUGUCGGUGGCCCUGACCUCGGAGGCCUGCUUCAAGGGCAUCCCCAAGACCAGCGCCGGCGAGGUGGUGUCCUUCAAGGGGUGGCCCAAGCUGACCUGGUUCAUCACCGACCACCUGCCCAAACCCCCCAAGGACUGGCAGACCCCCCCAAGGCACUCAGACGACACUGCAGCGUACAUUGAGUACUGCACGGACAAGGACGGGUCGGUGAAGGGCGUCGUGGUGACCAGGACGGCGAUGUUGGCCCACUGCCGCACCCUCACCUCGGCCUGCAACUACACGGAAGGGGAGGUGGCCGUCUGUGUCCUCGACUUCAAGCGAGAGGUUGGGUUGUGGCACUCCAUGCUGUGUUCUGUGUUCAAUGGGAUGCACGUCAUAUUCAUUCCAUACUCCGUCAUGAAGGUCAACCCGGCGUCCUGGAUGCACAUGAUCACCAGAUUUAAAGCCAGCAUAGCAAUAGUCAAGAGUCGUGACCUUCACUGGGGUCUGCUGGCCACCAAAGACCACAAGGACGUCAGCCUCCAGUCUCUGCGUCUGCUGCUGGUCGCCGACGGAGCCAACCCUUGGUCCCUCUCCUCCUGUGACCAGUUCCUUGCAGUGUUCCAAAGCAAAGGUCUCCGGCCAGAUGCAAUUUGUCCCUGUGCGUCAUCCCCUGAAGCCCUCACCGUCUCUGUCAGGAGGCCGGGCCAUGGAGGUGCCAACGCAGUGGGCCGAGGCGUCCUCAGCAUGCAGGGCCUGAGCUACGGGGUGGUGCGGGUGGACCAGGAGAACUCCCUCACCUCCCUCACGCUACAGGACUGUGGACAGGUCUUGCCCGGAGCAAUGAUCAUAGUUGUGAAGCUGGAGGGUCAGCCAUCAGUGUGCAGGACGGACGAGGUCGGGGAGAUCUGUGUGGCGGGCGCAGCGAUGGGCGACCAGUACUGGGGGCUGCAGGGCAUGACCAACACAACCUUCAAAGUGCAGCCGCUCCUCCCGGACAACACGCCCAUGUCCGACACCUCCAACUUUGUACGGACGGGUCUGCUGGGCUUCCUGGGACCUGGCGGCCUCGUGUUUGUCUGCGGCUCUCGCGACGGCCUCAUGACGGUGACGGGGCGCAAACACAACACAGACGACAUUAUCGCCACCGUCUUGGCCGUGGAGCCCAUGAAGUUCAUCUACCGAGGACGCAUCGCUGUGUUUUCUCACCGAGUGCUGAGAGACGAGAGAAUAUGCGUCAUAGCUGAGCAGCGGCCGGACUGCUCAGAGGAGGAGAGUUUCCAGUGGAUGUCAAGAGUCCUUCAAGCAGUGGACAGCAUACACCAAGUAGGAAUAUACUGCCUUGCCCUCGUCCCUCCCAACCACUUGCCAAAGACUCCCCUGGGCGGCAUCCACUUGUCAGAGACGCGCAAAAAGUUCUUGGAAGGUUCGCUCCACCCCGCCAAUGUGCUCAUGUGCCCUCACACCUGUGUCACCAACCUGCCAAAGCCCCGGGAGGUCCACCACGAUGUGGGCCCAGCCAGUGUGAUGGUCGGCAACCUGGUGCAGGGGAACCGCCUGGCCAGCGCACAGGGACGGGAGUUAGGGCUCAUGGAUAAUGAUGAUGGCAUGAGGCGGCAUCCACAGUUCAUCGCCGACAUCUUGAAGUGGCGAGCAUCCACCACGGAGAACCACGAGAUCCUGACUCUCCUCAACUCCAAGGGUCAGGUGGCCACGUCUCUGACCUGUGCUCAGCUACACAAGAAGGCGGAGCGUGUGGGCUGCCUGCUGCUGGAGAAAGGCCACAUAAACACUGGCGACCAUGUGGCUCUCAUCUACCCGCCCGGAGUGGACCUAAUAGCAGCCUUCUAUGGAUGCCUCUACGUUGGUGCUGUGCCAGUGACAAUCCGCCCCCCACACCCCCAGAACCUUCAGUCAACAGUCAACACAGUUAGAACAGUUGUAGAUGUAUCCAAGUCUUCAAUAAUACUGUCCACCUUGACGGUUAUUAAACUUCUUAAGAGCAAAGAGGAGAAGUUUGACAGUGGCAAGAAGUGGCCUCCCAUCCUUGACACAGACGACCUGCCAAAGAAGCGUCUGCCCUCCAUAUACAAGGCACCAACGCCGGAGAUGAUUGCCUACCUGGACUUCAGCGUGUCCACGACGGGCAUGCUGGCGGGCAUCAAGGUGUCUCACGGCGCAGCCACUUCACUCUGCCUCAGCAUGAAGGUCGCCUGUGAGCUGUACCCCUCCCGCGUGGUGGCUCUGUGCCUAGACCCUUACUGUGGACUGGGCCUGGCACUCUGGGUCCUGUCAUCCAUAUACUCUGGACACCAGUCCAUUCUCAUUCCUCCUGGCGAGGUUGAGGUGAAUCCCUCCUUAUGGCUCUCCGCUGUCUCACAGUACAAAGUGCGCGACACCUUUUGCUCUUAUGGGGUGAUGGAGCUAUGCACUAAGGGCUUGGGCUCCUCCAUUACCCUCCUCAAGCAGCGUGGUGUCAACCUGGCAUGCGUCAGGACAUGUGUCGUGGUGGCGGAAGAACGACCAAGAGUGCAGCUCACCAACUCCUUCUCCAAGCUCUUCAGUGGUCUUGGACUGUCCCCCCGCGCCGUGUCCACAAGUUUUGGGUGCCGGGUCAAUGUGGCAGUGUGUCUGCAGGGUGCCUCCUCCCCCGACCCCACCACUGUGUUUGUCGACCUACGUUCCCUGAGGCACGACAGGGUAACGCUGGUGGAGAGAGGUGCUCCGCAUUCCAUCUGCAUCAUGGAGUCUGGGAAGCUCUUGCCGGGUGUGAAGGUUGUCAUCGCCAACCCUGACACCAAGGGGCAGUGUUCAGACUCCCACCUCGGCGAGAUCUGGGUCCAGUGCAACCACAAUGCCAGCGGCUACUUCACAGUGUACGGUGACGACGGCACCUCCAGCGACCACUUCAACGCCCAGCUGGUGACGGGCAACACCGGGGAGACCUACGCCCGCACCGGCUACCUGGGCUUCCUGCGCCGCACCGAGUCUGUGCAGGCAGACGGGGAGCUGCAUGACGCCGUGUUUGUGGUGGGUGCUCUGGAUGAGACUGUGAUCCUCAGGGGCAUGCGCUACCAUCCCAUUGAUAUAGAGAUGACGGUGAUGCGGUGCCACAAGAAGAUCUCAGAGUGUGCCGUGUUCAAUUGGACCAACCUGCUGGUGGUGGUGGUGGAGCUCGACGGGGCCGAGUACGAGGCUCUUGACCUGGUGCCUCUGAUCACCUCAUCCGUCCUGGAGGAGCACCAGGUCAUCGUGGGCGUCAUUGUGGUGGUGGACCCUGGGGUGGUGCCUAUCAACUCCCGCGGGGAGAAGCAGCGCAUGCACCUGCGGGACGGCUUCCUGGCAGACCAGCUGGACCCCAUCUAUGUUGCCUACAACAUGUAAAGUUUAAGUAGUGAUGGUGACCUGCCCAGCCAAGGCAGGAUAAAAAGACAUUCUCUACAAGUAACUGGAUUAACUAUUCUUUACAGGCAACUGAAAGUUAAUCCAUUCUGGAAAUAAAUCGGAAAACAGGGAAAUAAGAGAUUUUACAUUUUAAGAUGACUCACUGUGAGUGAUUGAAACUAGUUUUCAAAUGAAUGAAUGAAUGUUUGAUAUAUAUAUAUAUAUAUAUAUAUAUAUAUAUAUAUAUAUAUAUAUAUAUAUAUAUAUAUAUAUAUAUAUAUAUAUAUAUAUAUAUAUAUAUAUAUAUAUAUAUAUACACUUGUAUAUUCAUAUAUCCACACCUUGACAAGAACAGUGUGGCUUGUGGAGGCUGCUGUGCCGACAAGCCACGAAGCAGAGCACACAGUCACUUUUGUAUGACAGGGAUGUUAAAUCCAUUAAUUUUUACAUUUAUAUUUGUUGUCAGAUGUAAGAAUGUUUAAUUUUUUUUAAACUUUACAUAAGAAGGGUUUUCUAUUAUUUACAAGUGCCAUGUGCAGCCUUUUACAAUUGCAUUUGUAGUGUGAUAUACUUCAAGUGAAUAUAUUCAGUCAUGAACUUUGGUAGAAUGUUAAUGCUAGAUUGUGAUAGUGUUUGUGAGGUUAUAGAAAAUUUAAUAGAUCAUACUGCUACAUAGACAUAAUUGGUAUAUGAGGAGUGAAUGCAUUCAAGUCAUUUUGACCUGAGGAAAUGUUUGCCUCUUGAAACAGCCAAACAGUGUGUAUAUAGUCAUGUAAUGGCUAAGACUCAGGCCUCUGUACAUAUGGUACAUUACCGUACCAGCUCCCACUUUAUUUAGUCCUAACACGAGCAGGCUUUUCAGCAACUCUGCGACUGAUUCCCGGCCCGGCGGUGCUGAAGAGUCUGCUCGGCAUCCUCCUGUACAUUUGUAUAGCCAUAGACAGGUUCACCACAGCAGGCUUGGACACCGCGCGAACAGGGCCUUUGUGGCACCAAAGCUCCGAGCGUCGCCCGGCUGCCUCCACACCCAUGAGAAGUGUGCUCCAGGCAACCAGUGCAAACUGUUCUUUCCUUAAAUUAUGCUGCAAGUAAUUUUUAUUUUAGGUAUCCGAGACUUUUAACAAUGUUCUCCGAGGCACGAGUGACUGAGAAAAUACAGACUGCGCGAGGCACAGCAGGAACAGUUUUUAUGGGUGAGGAGGAGGAGGUGUUUCUAGUGUAGCCUUGCCGAGACACAGCACACCCGACAGUGUUGCAGAAUCAUACAGAUUUUAUAUAAAUUUGCUGUAGAAUAAUAGUAAGACAUUAUUUUCAUUUUAUAAUUCUAAGCAUUUUACAAAAAAAUUGAGGCUCAAGCUGGCGAUGACGUGACCCGCGCGGCAGUACAGUGCUCGUGAUUGGUCUGGGCCGGGGGACCCACAGUUAUCUUAACUUCUUACAUUGGAAGACAAACAUUGAAAGGCAAACGUGUCUCAAGUUCAAAUUGGUUACCCAAUAUUGCAAGCUGCCUCAGCCUGCCAGCAUACAUUAUUUCUUUUGCAUGAAUGAAUUCCUUAUAUAUAUUAGACAUAAAUUGUUGUAUUUUAAACCAUUGUCAUGAUUUUGUCAAAAUAAAAUGUGAAGUAGGAGCAGGUAUUUAUCUUGUAUUUCUAUAUAUAUAUAAUAUAUAUAUUAAUUUUCAUUUAUAAUGAUCUCUGCUUUUCAAAGUAAGAUAAACAAUGAUAUGGAAUCACCUAUGUAGCUGUAUUACUGCUAAGUCAUUCACUUUCAUUUGGAGUCAUAGAUUUGUUGUGUGUACAGUUUAGAUCAGCACUAUUGUUUAUAGCAUUGCCAGUGUAAUGAUUUAACAUUUAAUGACUGUAGAGGUGCAAUGAAAAGUAAUCAAAACAAAAAUACAAAAAAAAUAAAUUUAUAUGUCUGAUCGGAUGAAAUGUCUCCUGUCUUCAUUUCUUCGGAGGUAACCGAGCGAAGUAACGCCUAAAAAACGGGAAACUUUUACAUCCCUCAUCUAUUGCGGCUUUCUGAAAUUGACGGAUUCCAGAGCAGCUACAGGUAUCUUGUGUUUUUGUAUACUGUCUCUUAACAUACAGUACAAGCAAUAAAUGUUGAGAAAAG
This is a messenger RNA of Eriocheir sinensis (Chinese mitten crab), 7245 nucleotides long. RefSeq names its product disco-interacting protein 2-like (gene DIP2). The coding region runs from base 61 to 5130 and encodes 1689 amino acids. The transcript has 24 exons. The record is from RefSeq and is a predicted model, not a curated record. Lineage: Eukaryota; Metazoa; Arthropoda; Malacostraca; Decapoda; Varunidae.